Messenger RNA from Didymodactylos carnosus, 2928 nucleotides. Lineage: Eukaryota; Metazoa; Rotifera; Eurotatoria; Philodinida; Philodinidae. The record is from the annotation of a GenBank genome assembly.
AUGAAUUCCUGCUUCAAUGGCGAAUUGCAGCAGUUUCAAAUGGAACUUCGUGCGCAGAAUUUUGAUAUUAUUCGUUUUUCAACGUAUCGAACUGCCUGCAAACUACGUUUUAUACAAAAGAAAUUGAACUUGCAUUUACUCGAUCUUCCGAAUGUUAUUGAAGCACUUCGAGAAUGUUCAACGUGGGUUGCAACAACUACGCCGACAAGUAAUCGCAGUCUCACUUCAUCUCCUUACAACAGUAAUUUAUUCAAAUCUGAUUCUUUAUCAUCACCACCGACUAUAACGACAACAGCAAUACUAGAUCGUUCAACAUUUUCGUCCAUGCGACAACCUCAAAAAUACAUGAUCUCAUCUUCACGUUUAAUCACAUUUUUAACUUCUAUUUAUACAAAUCUGAAUAAACGUUUACCAUCAUCUCAGCAACUGAACAUCGAACAAUGUGUUAAAUGUUCAACAGCGUGGUUUCUAUUUGUCUACGAUUCACAGUACUUACAAUCGAUCCGGUUGAGUUCAUUCAAAGUUGCCUCAAUUUUAUUAUGUGCAGGAAAAUUAGCUGAUAAAAUGAAAUAUUUGUUUACAACAAAUUCUCAAUCCUCCACAUCCUCAUCAUCUCAAACAAUGAAUUCACAACAGAUCGAUGAAUUAUUACAUGAAAUACUAGCAAUUCCACAGGCACUACAGGAAACACCAUCGUUCCCGUAUCGAGCGAAUCUUGCACAAAGUUUCUUUCCAAACUCAUCGAUGUCAGUUACAUUACCAGAAUUUCUCGAAACAUUAAUUUUAAGUGAUUCAGUUCCGACUUGUCUACAUUUAUGUCAAGAUUGUUUUUGGCGUGGACGUAUAUCAGAUGACCAUCAGUUAGACCAUGAAAUAAAAGAAUAUACAUAUUUUCAAUCUCCUGUGAAAGAAUUUCGACAAUCUUUAAGACGAUCAUUUCAAUGUGUACCAAAGAAUGAUGAAAAUAAAAAACGUCAAGCAACUGGAUCACCCUCACCAUCGCACAGUUUUUUCUCAUGGAAAUCACGAAAAUCUCAUCAUCAUUCAACAUUAUCGUCGCCUUCUUCGACACAGCCGUCAAGUCCACUAACCGUAGGCAAAGAUGACAACCAUAUAAAAGAGCCAAUAGUUCGUUUAAUAACACCAGUAAUACAAUCAAAAUUUAAUCAUCAAAAUGAUUUAACGGAAUUGAGUGGAGUUAACGAUGACGAAUAUCAGCAAAAUGAAUAUCAAACACAACGGGUAUCAACAAUAAAGUCGUCACCAAAAUUACCCAACCAACGAUUACGUGCACCGAUGACGGGCAUUUCAAAUAUGUCAACGACUGGAAUCAGCAAUAAUAAACAACAAUAUCUUGACACAGACGAACAUGUAGAAAUAGCAUGUUAUGCACAACAAUUGGCGUCGCUAAUGAAAAAAAAUACAACACAACGUUUUUCAUCGUCUCCAAUGAAUUUUCAAAUAAAUAAUCAUUAUCACCAUCAUCAUGAUUUGUUAUCAAGCGGUCAUAGUAACACUAUAAUGAUCGAUCAACCGCUUGAAAAAAGAUUAAUGAUAGCAAAAUUAGAAGCGAAAAAUAGACGUAUUUUGCGUGAGAUAAACAAACUGCGUGAUCAACUCAAACGCCGUGGCUCAUUAGAUUUUGCUGAUAUACAUGCUCACAGUGAUACUGAUGCGUCGUCUUAUCCCUAUUGUUUAUCGUCUUCGUUGGCUACCAUUCCCAUGAGUAUAGUUGAACGUAAUGUUCAUACAUUACCGCAUCAGCAUUCUAGUCCACUUCAUUAUUUUUCACCAUAUUCACAACAGCAACAUUAUCAUUUCACAACUAAUAAUAAUCGUUUUUCAAAUGAUCAGCAACGUAGUCGUAGUCAACAAACAUGUUUAAUAAAACGUGGUGGUAGUGAUUACAUUGGACAUGAAUUGAAUACCCUAAUUAAACAUAAACAAGAAUUGGAGACACGCAUUGAUCAUUUACAACAGAGCAAAGAAGAAUUAACGUCACAAUUGGAUACGUUAUCGAAAUUACGUAAAUAUACACCAUAUCAACAGCAACAACGUACAACUCCAAAAGGGCGUUUGAGUAUAUCACCAGAAAGAAUGAUCUCUUCUUCUAAUAAUAGAAUGGACCGAAAUAUGCCAUCUUUUCGAAGUUAUUCAACACCGGCAACACCCACUAUUGAACCUUUGUAUUCUUCCAGUCAAGACGAUUUUGAUACAAACGAUUGUUAUCCAGCGCCGUCAACAGCUCAGUUGCCCGCAACUGACCAUGCUAAAUCAUUACGUACUGACUUGUUAAUUGCGGCAGAUUCUUUAACAUCAGCAAUGUCAAGUCUAGUUAAACAAUUAAAUACAGAGAGUGACGAGUCACUUGUUGAAAUAUUCUCAAAUCACAAUAACAAUAAAAACAAUCAUCAUCAUGAGCAUGACGAUGACGAUAAAGAUGAUGAAAAUAAGAAAAUAAUUUAUUUUAGUUCACGUGAGAAUGAUCAAUCCAAAACAGCAACAAUUGGUCAAGCGCAAUGGAUCGAUGAAAAUGAUAAAAAUAGUAAAAACAAUUCACAGCAGACUUUUAAUCAUAAUAGUAAUAAAAACAAUAACAAUAAUUAUUCGAUUUCUCAAGAAAUACUACAAUCUGAAUAUCCAAACAAUAUCUGGAAAACGGAGAUGAACGGUGAAAAUACAAAUCAUAAAGAUAAUAAUAAUUCUGUUGAUGAAACUAAUGAAAAGGACAACGACAGUGGUAGUCGUACAGAUGAAGAAUCUUUACUUACAACAGAUGAUGAUAGUUUUCAACAAGAACGGACAACGGACGACGAUUUAUUACGAACAACCGAUGAUGAAGAUGCUUCAGCGAGAAAUAGAAAAAAUAUUGUUGUUCCUGCUGUCGUAGAAUCGUCUGCAUUGUUAACUAGACAUAUAGAACAAUAA